Molecule: messenger RNA, 10254 nt
Organism: Lineus longissimus
Lineage: Eukaryota; Metazoa; Nemertea; Pilidiophora; Heteronemertea; Lineidae
Exons: 3
Coding region: 349-1446 (365 amino acids)
Cellular component (GO): nucleus
Source: RefSeq, a predicted model, not a curated record
UGGAUGUGCCUCUCAGUUCUGCGUUAGCACCUUUGGGAUAAAGUACCGACGGAUCUUUACUCCUGUUUGAAGCGAUUUACCAGUUUGUUUACCAGUUAAUUCUCGUCUGCUACGGAUCCAGGUGAUUUCUUUCAUUGCAAGUGGAUUUCUUGUUAAUUUUCUUCACCAUUCCUUCCACUCACUGCGGAACAACGGGACUAUUGUUGUUUAAAUCGUCUGCUCCAGAUUGUCGUCUGCUUGGUAUGGAUGUGUUUAUGUUGUCUGUCGUCUGCUAGUAACCGUUGGUACAGAUCAAAACAUAUCGCCGAGGACUAUUGUGUGUAUUCAUUGGAUUAAUGCUUGGAUAUAAUGACACUUGUCCUGCCCAUGUCUCCCGUCGCUUACCAGUGUGCACUUAGGGAGGACACCCCAAACGAUAUCUACCCGACCUGGCCAGCGUCACAACCAAGGGAUAUCCAGAUCAAGACAGGCUCGUGCUGUUAUCAGUCUGCGGCAGCAACAAUGAUAGGACAGGCCCCCACCUCACACAUGACAGGUGUGGCGGUGUCAGAGAACAGUGUGCCAGGCCGUCCAUGUCCAACAGACGACCCAAUGACUGGGAAGCGGCAGAUGGCUGAGGUGCCCAUGAACCUGUGUGGACACGUGGAAGGCCGGACCUCCAUUAUGGCCCCAUUGGGAGGGUUAAAGCGUAAACUGGAAGAGGAACCAGACUGUGCGGAAGCUGAGUUAGGUUUACGGCCGAGGAAGAUAUCGCCAUAUCUCAACACGCCGAAACAACGCCGCGAGGAACGGAGGAAAAUACUACGGAUUUCCGUACAGAAACUUCGCGCUAUCGACGACCCGGAAUUAUUCCUUCGGCGCUCAGUGCUCAUCAAUAAUACAAUGAAACGUAUGCAGCAGGAGAUCAGAGAGGAGAAGAUGAGGAAAGAAUUCUAUGGGUUCACUCCAUAUGGUGCCUUCAUCAGGCGCCGCCCGCAUAUAGGAUACGACGUCAUGAACAAUAGCUAUCUCUCUCCAUACGGGCAUCACAUUUUUGACGAUAGCUUAUCCUUGGCGCCAGCGCCACCUAGUGACUGUGAUAAAUUAGCUGAGGAUGCACAAGCGGACAGUAUUCUCCACAGCCUUAGCACCGAUGACAAUAUACCAUGCCCCAUCACAUCAAAUACUUGUACGUUAUCCGCGACAUCACCGCUGACGUCAGAAACUGCUAAUCCACUUCCAAUAACAUCAGACACGCAAAAAACAUCACCAUUGACAUUACCCGACUGUGCGAAAAGUUCACCGGAUUCUUUAGUUUCAAAUGACAUUUUGAUCGAAAAUAACUCGUUUGCUGCGAGUCCGGUUGAUCCGAUUGAACAUUGUCAGACUUUAGAGAAACAAACGAGCCAAAGUGAAAUGAUGGAGAACGUUUUUAAUAAGCUCAUAUCGGCGUUAUCAGAGUCAUAGCAGAAAAGUACUUUCGGUUUUUUUUGGCAGAGAAAUUACUUUUUUUGUACUGAACUGCUAAUUGAUUGGGAAUGAGCUGCGCAUCAACGGACGCUGCUGGUGUAAUUUUCACACGAGUGACCAAAUUCCGUCAGGUCACUUGAGUUGGUCCAUCCCAAAAGGUGUACAUAUUUACUCCAGUCAGCCACAGUCCCGUUGACGUGUUUCUGGUUUUAAUGGGUUUAUUGGUUGUGCCCCGGGGACAGGUCUAGGAGAUGGUGUUCCAUACCCGUCCACUUAUGUGUUCGAUUAGGAUGCAGAUGAGAUGUCCGCUGUCAUACUACACAAACUCUAUAGUUGGCUGGUAAACGCUGAUGAACAAAAAAGCGUAUUCUCGUCAACAGCUGCUUCAGUUUGUUUCUCACUAAGUUGAUUGGUCAUGUUUGAAGCGAAGCGAGGAUCAUAGUUAAAUGCCAAAUCCAGGCUUAAAGUGUUAAAUCAAAAGUCAGGAACUUUAAACGAUUUACAAUCAAAGUAAGGCUGGGACAAGUCGAUUACCUGAACUAAUCAAUGUAUUUAAAUUGUAAUUAAAGUACUGGGUGAUCAUGAACACAUCAUUAAACAAUGGAUUACGACUAAGUUAUCACGGAAAAAAUCCUUGGUUGUUAUUUCAGAAUGGACAAUUUGUUAGCACGGAUAUAUCAAAUCAGGAUUUAUCAUUAUUUACAUGACUUACUGAAAAGUAACUAUAAUGUGACCGAUACCUGGGGCUGCAAUCACAUGGAUUCGAGGGUGUAAUUCCGCUGUGUGAAAAGUUCAUUACGCUAAAGACAUUAUAAGUCGGUUAAGUCGGAUCGAACGCUAUAGUGGCAUUAAUGGGAUUAUGAACAAUGGACCUCCAGAAUGUGACACUGAUCACAGUGCUAAAUUAGUUUCACACUGGAGAACGAUUGUCUUAUUGCUGUGUCGAGACUUUUUCGAUAUUUGAACGAUCAUUUUAGUGACCUGGGACUCAAUUCGGAUGCAUUCCUUCAUAAUGAACGCUGGAUAUGACUGUAUAGUUACUGUGCAUUUAAUAUUUUAUUGCAGGCGAUUAUUUACUUCCAUUUUGAUUUCCACAAAUGACUUCAUUGAAACAUUUGUAGGCGCAAGGAUAUUCACCACAGCUGGUUGUAUCAAAAUAAUAAUUUUUUUACAGUCACAAUUACAAUCUUCUACUGCAUUAUGUGUGAGAAGGGAAAAGGAGCCCAGUGUAGUUUUUGACACAACCUGUAUGUCAUACCAGCCAUAUUGGUAAGUGAGGUUAUCAACUGCCAAAAGAAGAGCUUUCAUCACACCAUUUCCAAAAGCAAUUUCCUUGUCGGAUAAUGUGCCGCUGAAAUCAUUGGAUUGGCCAACUGAGAACUGUUACUGUGACUUCCUAAACCCAUUCCGUCUGCCAGCGGUUGCGUGUUACUUCCUUGUGUCAGGUUCGCUUCUUUAUUGGGGUAGUUAUUCCACCAACUGACAGUGGUAAAGAAUAUCUGUGAAUGUAGGCGUGAAUCAUACAACCCACAUCCUGGUCCAUCAUUUUCUCAACAUUUGAUAACUUCCAAUCAAAAAGCUUACAAUAGUCAAAUCAGCAUUUACACGUACAUGGAUUUCUAUACACAAGUCCUUGACACCUUUAAGUCGAGAUUGGUUGUAAGAUUUAUGCAUCAGUUAUGGAACAUUUUAAUUUUCUUCCUGGUUUAGGGAGGCUUGAACUACAGCCGCAUAUUUCACCAUGCUUUCAACUUCGAUAUCUGUAUUAUCAUCGGUUCUCCUGCUGUCAAACCCGUAUCACAUAUCCUUCUCGUUAAUUGUAAUUGAUUUCAUUAAGGACUGGCUUAUUUCCGUUUAAUCAAGUUUGGGUACUUUUACCAUGAUAUAAAUUACCUACGAAUGUGUUGUUGCAGGAGAGAAACCGCGUGGACUGAAAUUAUUAAUGGCGACACUCCCUUCACGCAAAAUGGCGGCUAUACUAACUAAAAGUAGGAAAUGCUGGUAUUCCCUUCAAUCAAACAAUCGGGGUUUUGAUCGAAAUCUCUUUUGGGGCUAUUUCUGACGAUUUUGACAAUGGGCUAUUUCUUCACCAUCAGUAUUUAGCAGAUGCUGUGGCCGGUCAGGUCCCCAGACAAAGAAGGCAAUAUCUCCGGUGUUGCUUUUGGUGGCGUGCGUGCGAGCAGCACGGGUAUCCGUCCCUCGAGGCAGCGCGAAUACUCCGAUGUCUCGUCCGCUAUGGACGUGUUAUUUCACGCUAGCGUUCUCCAAUUCACCAGCAACCUCCAUUGAAAAGCAUCCGCAGACAAAGACCACGCAAGGAUGACCUUUCAGCAUCUCAAAUGGUUGCCAUGAACUUUAAUGAGGGAUUGUCGCCAAACCGUCGAUAAUUUAAAAAUUCAAUGAAUAAUACUGUCUUUGAUGAUUUCUCAAGGGAGGCUGUGAUUGUGUUCGCCAUUGUUGUCAGCACCUGCAAGCAACUUGUUUUCACAUGGGAUUUUUCUUCAUGUCUUGGCCAGGCGCGCUGUGGUUUCUUUGUGGUGCCUUUUAACGGGAAUUACUUGCACUUGCUUACACAUGUAAUGAAAAUCAUGACCCGUCUAGUCGUCUAUAGGUACUUAGCCAAUAUGGCCAAUACCAAUCCAUUUAAUGCUUUGUUUAAUUUCCUGGCCAGAAUAGACUUCGUGAUCAUUAAUGUACCUUGGGGUGUAGACUUGUGUUUCAUACUCGCUUAGAAAUAAAGGUUAUCCAGGUUUUUUUUACGGGCACGUGUGAUAAACAAUGAUAUAUCGUCACCCGUUUCGACGGUUUUCUUGAGGCAUUUUAGUCGCAAGUGUACCGUUUAAAGUGCUAAAUGGGUGACACAUAAUGUGACCAUGAACAAACCCUGGAAAACCUCCAAGAGUGGGCGGCACACAAACACGCUUUUGGGUAUUCCAAUAUGCACUUUCAAGGAAAGCACAUGGGAAGGAAGGAAAAUCGCUUAACCUUGGUCGCCCGUUUUACAUUCGCACGCACUUGUUAUUUAGGUCGAAACCCGUUCUUCUCUUUGUCGAGUGGCAUUUUACAUUUCCAUUCUUUGAACUUACUUGCAAGCUGUCAACACGCGAAGACCGAGUAAUACCAAGAAUUGAUAAAGACAAGUCUUUGUUAAUUCUUGGUAUAUCAAUAAUCUCCUCAGACUGCCUAAAAAGAUGAAGGUACCACCACUCGAGUUGAUGAACGAUUCAUAAUGCUUCCAUCUAAAUUGCAACAUACCUAGUCAGUUUGUUGCAAUUUUACAGUUGACAUAAAAACAAAUGUAUACACUCCGGGCUUUGAGAUAUUCCUGUUCCAAACUCCCAUGUAUAUUUUAUUAAAAACAAAAACCAAGUCGCACACCCGCGGGUUCGCAACAAAGUUUGGACACACACUCUCAACUUAGAAAACUCUUGGUAUUGAACAAUGCAACUAUUAUCGUACACCUGUAAGCCAAAUAUAGGAAAAUGAAAACCUAAUUCUGAACAAUGUAAUAACCUGCACAGUAGAUUUCUAUUAUAGUAUUAUCGAUUUGUUACGGAAGUACAUAUCACCUUACAAUGAACGCUCGUAGGCUGAGAGAGGACAACGCUUAGAACAAAAGCUUCACAAGAACAAAACAAAAAUCAAAUAGUCACAGUAACUCCCGCCGGGUCUUCCUAUAGUGAUAGUGAUGGAUUUCAAACAUCACAGCACAGUCAUUAUAGAUUAUUUUAAGGUAGUGACAUUUGAUGUUGUUUUGUGGUUCAACUCCGCUUCGAUUUAACAGCCACUAAAAACACGGAUUAGAUUAUUUCUAAUCGCGGAAAGUCUUUAAUUAGCAAAUGCUAGAGUUUGUUACCUCACACCUUGAUUUAUCUUUCAAAAGGUUAACGCGUGUCAUCUCUGAGAAUAACUCAAACAUGUCCACAGCUUUGUAAUUAAUUUUGACGAAAGCCAUAUUUUUUUCUUAUUCUCAUUUGAUUUCAAAUGCUGUAACUUGAGAGAAUUUGAAUCUGGUGUCCUUGAAGCCCAGCCAAAUCUAACAUCCUAAAAUGGAAAUGCUUCUGAACAAUGUCACACAUUGUGUGACCGGAAUUAAAUAAAAUCAUAAUGGCUUUUUGCAUUUUUGAUAGCUGGAGGCUAAGUAGCUACGCAGUCGGGGUUGAACUGGUGAUGAACCGUUUGAACGCUGCCGAGUAGGGUCGAAGAAUCGUCCACCUUCCUUGAGGCUAACAUAUUUAAUCAAGGACUGAUGUGAUCCCGAGUGGUGAUUUAAUUGUGAAGUGACAAUGUUAUCAUCCCUAUCGAAAUGGGAUGGUGGAGCGCAAACAAAAUGGCGCUGCAAUUGUUUUUCAACCUUUUUGAUGUAGAGAGUGUUGAACGAAUGGGGUGCUUCUUGGCAACAUGAUAUUAACAAAUACUUUAAAGAUGGUUCAUGGAUUUCAAAUAAGAAAUUGAUACUCGGGUUCAAGGCCAUUAUUGACCAAUCUUUAUUUAUAGGCUAACGGAUGCCUCUUCUGUAUUCAAAUUCUGAACUUAAACUGGUUACAGCGGCAGGAUGUUUUGUACAAUAUGCAGCUCCUUUUGACCACUUGCUCCUCGAAGAGAAUACAAUAACUUUGCAGGAUGUGUGUGUCAGGUUGCCAUGACAUAAAUGUAACGGGAUACUCCAGGGUUUACUUUGAUUGGAAACAAACUUCGUCGAAAUGAUCCAAAGUGUAACAACAAGGUCGGGCGUUCUUGUCCAGAAGCUGACAAGAAGAUGUUUUUCAGGAGUGAUCUGUUUAAUUUUUGCAUGACACUUUAAAAACAACCGUUAAAAAUCAGAAAGAAGCCAGUUGGAUUUGUCAUACCCUAAUCCAGUUACUCUGUAAUUUGAAUAAGUUGUCAACACUUGAAAUGUUCAGACAAGAACAACUUUAUAGACAGCUGUAGGUGCUUAUGAGCCCCGGCUUUGGUGCCUCAGCUCUGUGUGUGCAACUUGCAGUGCUUCUUGUUUAUUCAUCACAUAGUUGAUCAAUACUUAGGCUUUGUCAGACCUUUUGAAAUUUCAAACUUAUUUCAUGGUUUAAUAGUUGAAACACGUAUAAAAAUGCCUACCAUAUGGCGGAUAUUGCGCAAAGGGCUAACAAACCUGGCAGCUACAUGUAGAAAGAAAUCACGUUUAAUUUUGAUUUGAAGCCAGAACCCCGCACCCGCCCCUCUCCCCGACCCAAUGAAUAUGCAGUGGCGGUCUUGUCAUCGUCCAUGCAGUGUCCAUAACGACUACCCCGGGCCCUGUUGACCUUACCAGCAAUGCUCUCUCCAGACAAUUCAACCACCAUUACCGGCGACGCUAUCCGCCAAUUGAAGAUUUACGACUGUCUGUCACAUACAUACAUCUUGAAUAUUUUAUACGCUCCAUCAGGAUGCUGAGACAAGCUGCUGUAAUCUAAAUCCUCAUCUUCUUCCAGAGAAGAGAGUGGCUUUGUUUUAUCAUUUCUGCUGAUCGGCGCACCUCCUGUUUAUGGCGAAAUGCCUUUCAUACAAGCAAAGUUUAUUAACACGCCACCCAUAAACAUUUAUGCCCUGUAAAAAAACAACGAACACUCUUUGAAAUAAAGAUUUUUGAGCGUCUGAAAAAACCUUUAGGGUUUUUGUCAUCACAGAUAUGCAGCUCCUAAAGGUUUUUUCAGGGAAAUCAAAAAUUCUUUGAGGUUUUUCACAAGGUCUUAGUAAACUUCAGGGUUUUUUCAUUUCCUGAAAAACCUCUAGGGGUGCAUGUUCGCGUUGGCUGAAAAACCCUGAAAUAGUUUUUAAACGCUUAAAAAUGCUUAUUUUUGAGCACGUCUUGGUCAUCCGAAUAAUGCCAUCAAAAUAUUCAAAUAAUGCCAUCAAAACAUCACCAAAUGAUGUUGAGGGUUAUGUGAUCCGAUUAGCAAGGUGCGCACAAUCUCGACCGUAAAAAUUAUAACAACUCUGCGGAGCGAAUGUUUUUUGAAAUUGACGAAAUUGUAAACGUAGCGUGUUACAGACCAGUAAAGCAUCGACAAAGUUUAUGGCGUACUUAGUCUGUCUUAGCCGAGUAUUCCUGGUUUAUGUGAACAAGAGAACUGGGUGUCUAUUCUUCCGAUAAAAUACCAUCGAGUUGUGUGAUAGCUUGCAAACGGUAACACCAAUCCAUGUCCACGCCAACCUAAGCAUACUAAUAAUAACGUAUUGAUCAGACGAAAUGCAUUGAAAGUGAUGGAAAUUGAAACCUCGAGAUUUUGCUCCAGUUCAACUUUGCCUGUUUGGCGUAGUAUAACCGUAAGGUAUGCACCGCAGAUACGUUCAAUUUACAUUGGUGCGAACUCGAUCCAUCUGUUCUUUGGCUCAAAGUGCUAGAAAACCUACCAUAUCUUUCACGCAGGUUUCCGCCUCGUAGUUUACCUUCAGAGAGAUAUCAGUUGUAACAUUUACUGCGUUUGAUGGCUGUGACGAUUUUUUGCCUUCGCCGUUUAUGCGGUUUAUUCAUUUGCUUUGCUAUUGGAAAGCUAUGAGGUAUCUGCAGCGUGAGUAUACGGCAUUGCUUGAAGCGGUAAACAAAGGAAAGCUUUUUAGGCGAUCAGAUUUUUUGGAUGCGAUGUUCACAGAGGUGUUACAAGGUUUUUUUUGACAGGUAGCAAAGUGGUGCAGCAUUUUCUUAAACACUUCAGCUUCAAACAAACUUUAUCAGCCUUUACGAAUCGAAUGCUGAUGAACUUUAUGAUUUACAAUGUUGUGUUGAUGACUGAUUUAAAAUUGAUCCCGUCAUUGAGUUCGUUCUAGAUUAUUAGUUGGAAAUGUAAUGAAAUCAAAACGUGAGGCCUAUUGUCUUGAAACUCUAUCGAACUGUCUGAUGACCAAGGGAAUAAUAUACAAUUGGGGAAUACGGCCAUUAACUUGACAACCAUCCGAUACUUGUCACUUGUCCAUUACACAAAUGCACUAAAACUGCUAGUGCAUAUUACAUUCAUGCGGUGAGGACACUCAGUCAUAUUUUGAUGCGAGUGAUCAUUAGUGCUUUAGAAAUAAACCUCGCUGUGGACCAUAGUAGUUUCCUUAAUUACCCAGUUCUCCAAACCAAUCAAUUAGUACAAAAUUUGACAUUUAGAAGUAAAACUAUUAAUAUUUAUCAUGAUAUCACGCGUGUUAACUGUGGCUGCCUUAAUUUAUCAGUUAAAAUUUCACAAAAAAUGUCCCUGCACAUUUUGAUAGCGGCAUUAAAGCCACUAUAAGUCAAAAAUAACUAUCAGCUGUGAAUUAAUGGUGGAUUAUAAAGCGAUAGGCAGUGCAUUCUUCAACAUCAGUGAAAGUGGCAUCGACUUGGAAAGUCAUUACAUGAUUAGUGUACUGCUGUAUUAGUACAAAUCGCUUCUCGUCAAGGGUUCUAAACCUGCAGCGGCAUGACACGCCUUCAAUAUUAAUUUUGUAUGAAUUGUAAUCACUCGCGUUAAGUUCAUUAAUUCGGAUGUGAUGGUGAGUCCUGGAGAAUCCCAUACAUAAAUGAGUCAGCGCGUGCGGUAACUGCCUAACUGACUCAUCCCGAUUAGAUCUCCCUGCCAGGAUUAUUAGUGAGCUGGUGACAAAUUUCAAGAAAUACGAAAUGCACUAUCGGGGAGAUUCUGGGGAACAAAGACUAAGGUUUGAUUUAUGGCUUUGUAGAAACACAUUGUUACCACUAGGACUCAUAAUGGAGUCUAUUGUUGAUGCUGCGUGUCUCCUUUGUUUGGUGACGAUCCCGUGGAAAGGGGUUGUCCGAUGGAGAUGAUGGCGCGGUCCCCGGGGCAAGAGUGCCACUGCCAUGCUACAUUGGUUCAUCACAGCCACUCAAGGGCUGACUCCACCGGGAUUAACCGCCUGCUUCACCUCGGCAUCCAUUUUGAUAACAAUCAGUGGUAUUCAUCAGCCAUCUUGGAAUUUGCCAAUAACGACCAUUAUGUUUUAAAAAGCGAAUAAAAAACAGUUUAUUAUUGAGUGUUAAAUGAGACGAUUUUAGUUUAAAGAUGUUACGGCAAAUCACAUCAUCACCUUUUAUUAACUUAGCGAUUGCACUGACAGUGAGCGUUAAAAGGAAAGGUUGUGUCUCUUUUAUCUUGAUUAAAAGUGUUAGCUUCAUUUACACUCCUUGCUAGUGGUAACUUGGCAACAAAAUAGCAUUACAUUGUUACCAACAUCACUCGGUGCUUUUAUCAACAAUACAUGAAAUAAUCGUUAAGGUUAGUUUUUGGUAGGACGUUACCAAUAUGAUAUUUCCUGAUCGCCUGUAUCUUUUUGUCUUAGUUUGGCCCGGAAACCGAUUUAUUUUGACCACAAUUAUUUAUUCACGAGUUGGGAAAAUAGCUGAGAUGUACGCAAUAAACUUAAACGCCGGGCUCUAAUGAUAAAAAUGCAAUUUGCAACAUAUAUCAUUGGAGAGUAAACUGGUUUACUGUGUGAACUCACAAAAUACUUUCAGACUGACCUUGACCCCGUGUACCGAAAGCAGCCCACUGUAUCUUGUGUUUUCUUGUAACGGACACUGAGUUAUCACUGUCUCCAAAAUCGGAGACAUGCUCAGAAAUAUUUAGUCCUAAUGAAUUCUUGAUAGUAUGUAGCCUGAGAGAGGUUCCACAGUUAGUAUUCAUUGAGAGUGAUUUUGUUUAUCGCCUGCCGAGAAGCCGGUUAGUCUGCUUUAUCAUUAGCAAUGUUAGUCUUGUGUAAUUCCCCGGGAGACUGCCUGAGAAGUUUAUGUCAAAACUUGUACUCGUAUCCAGAGCAUUAUGUCAAGGAAUGAUUUGUACAUGUAUGCAUCAUAUUUAUUGAGUC